AUGAAUUAUUUUUCGACGAAGCAGGGUGGAAAUUUUGCAGCCAAUCAUCCUACAAAGAGAUACACCAAAGAUUAAUACUAGCAUUAUCCAAGAGAUAAUUCAAGAAGAAGUGUAGAUAUCACAGCAAAUGAAUUUCAAUCAUUUGAAAACAUUAUGGGUAUGGGCGAUAAUACUAAAAGCUAAAUAUUUGAUGAAUCUUAAAUAUAUCAAAACAGGCCUUUUCAAAUACCACAAGACCAAAAUAGUAAUCCCCAAAGCAACAAUCCUUAAUCCAAUUAAAACCAAACACACAAUAGAAAAAAGAGACAAUAAAAAGAUCAAGAAGAUAAUGACUUAGGAUGUGUGGAAAAUUGGAUCAUGGCAGACAUGAAACCAUAAAGAAAGAGAAAAUAGUCUUAUAAAUUACCUAUGAAAACAGACUCACCAAGGAUGUCUAAAGCUAAACAGAGGUAAUUUAGAGAGGAUACCGAAAUGCUUGCUAUCUCAUAAACAGUUGAUAUGAUAAGAUCGAUUGAUUCAAACAUAAGACCAUAAAAUAAGCUGAAAGUAGAUUUGAAUGGUCUCUUAGAUUCAGACUUUAUGAUGACAAAAUCUACACAGAUCAAUCAAACCUAAAUACUCACUUAAAAGCCUUCUUAAUUUGCAGCAAAUGAUAAUAAGGUUAGAAAGUACCAGGACCCGUUUCCUAAUAUAAAUGAUCAUGAUAAGGUAUUCAUUGAUUACUCAAAGUCAAAAUCAAGUGCUAAGGGCAAACAAAUCGAUGAUGAGGUAGUGAUGGUGAAUAGUAAAAAUAAACUUGAGGAUAACAAUCUCUUCAAUCAGAGUUCAACAGGACUAAUAAAAAAAAGAAAAUAAAACAGACUCUAACUUCAAACUAAUUAGCGUAAGUUAUCUAAGAAAUUAACGGCUGAUCUGAUGAGGGAUAUGGAUGGACAAUACAUGAAUGAUAAUCCUGAUAGUUCGAGUAGAGAACGAAUUUCAAGCAACAGACCCUUAUUUGGUUAAUUUGGAGUAAAAUCUUUUGGUGGUAAGGGGAGUAGAUAUGGUUUAGCUGUUGAGGAACUGUCUUAAGAAAAUAAUAUUUCCCAGAAUAUAAGUUAGAUUGGAGAUAGGAAUGACAUUUAUAAUAUUGACUAGGAUGAUGAUAGUAAUGAAGUUGAAAUGGAUAUUGAAAAUAAGGAUUUUGUGGACUAGGUUCCUUAGAAGGAGGGUGUAUUUUCGAGAUUUUUUAAAAUGGUUCGAAGAUUUAAACAGUGA
Stylonychia lemnae is the source of this 1257-nucleotide messenger RNA. The record is from the annotation of a GenBank genome assembly. Lineage: Eukaryota; Ciliophora; Spirotrichea; Sporadotrichida; Oxytrichidae.